This is a messenger RNA of Lingula anatina, 1087 nucleotides long. RefSeq names its product E3 ubiquitin-protein ligase MYCBP2. Gene Ontology annotation, biological process: regulation of synaptic assembly at neuromuscular junction; axon guidance. Lineage: Eukaryota; Metazoa; Brachiopoda; Lingulata; Lingulida; Lingulidae. Gene Ontology annotation, molecular function: ubiquitin protein ligase activity. The record is from RefSeq and is a predicted model, not a curated record. Gene Ontology annotation, cellular component: nucleus; plasma membrane.
AUGCAUUAUCAGAUAGUGAAUCCUGAUGGCACCUGGAUCAAAUUGGAUGCUAAGAGCACAGCUAACUACUGCCACGAGACUGAUGGAGAGGCGUGGUCCCUGGUGCGAGGCAGUAACGGCAUCACAUAUCUACAACAUGUGGAUGACAUCAGUGGGGAAAUAAAGGACCCGUUUGCCUUUGGUUUUGGAGCUUCUGCCCUUGGUUCCACUGCGGCACCCCCAACACUGGGAGCUGAAGGAGAGGCUGCAGGAGGUGAUGGGAAGGGAUAUGAUUUCACUUCAGCACAACACACUCCGUUCACUUUCUUUGGAGCAUCAAGUCAAGUCAAAACACCCUUUGGUGCCCCAGCCACCCCAAGCAGCCCCAGAACAGCAGCAGGUACCAACUUCACCUUCCCAAAGAACCCAGAAGAUUACGAGGCCCUCAAAGGAGCUGCACCUUUCAAGUUAAGCAAGGAUAUGGGAGCAGACUUUGAGCCAGGGAUAAAGGGACAAGAUUAUCCGUUCAGGUUCCCCAAGGAAUUUGGGGACAUGGUCCCCUCUGUGGGACCAGGGAGGGCCACUCCACCUCAAGUAGGAAGCGCUAUGUCCCUGACCCCGCCCUCAGGGAGGAUGGAUGGGUCAGGGGACGGCAUCGACACCCUGGGGGUGCCGGGAGUGUCAAUUAAAGAUCUGGUGAAAGCUUUAGGUAGGUUAAAGAGAUGAAAAUUCUUACUGAAUCAUGAAGUGAUGUGCAUCAUGGUUACUUUGAAGUUUAUUUGAGCGUGUGUUGAAGAGCAUUAAACUUUGCUGUGUUGAUUUAUAGUCUUUGUGGUAGUUGCUGUUAUCUUGCUCACGUGUAGGGGGUGUAUAACGGCAGAUAGAUGGUCUCAGAGGUGGGAGGCAUUUAAGGAGAGGCAGACAUGUGGGGGACAUUUAAAAGUGGGCCGACUCAGACGAGGGGGACAUUUAAGCAGGGGAGGGGGGAGUUGAACAUGCAAAUUUUUUAGUUGAUAUAAAAAUGACAGGGGCAAUUUUUAAGUUCAUUUAAAGUUUGUAAGUCUAUCUUUUAAUUAAUUUUAGUACAAAUGUUGACAGGAAUUGAUGU